Messenger RNA from Ceratina calcarata, 3267 nucleotides. It is a transcript of the gene d4, whose product is annotated as double PHD fingers d4. The record is from RefSeq and is a predicted model, not a curated record. Lineage: Eukaryota; Metazoa; Arthropoda; Insecta; Hymenoptera; Apidae. The coding region runs from base 130 to 1719 and encodes 529 amino acids. Gene Ontology annotation, cellular component: nBAF complex. The transcript is spliced from 9 exons. Gene Ontology annotation, biological process: nervous system development.
UGUUAGUGCGUUCCGCUUUCCACCACUUUCCACUUCCGGAGCUUGGACGGUAGAGUCAGUAGAGUGGGGCAAAGCAGAAGUCCGACAGAAGGGAGGAGGUUGUGUUGAACAUUGUUUAGUUACUGUAAAAUGUCAGCGGUUUCGAUUUUGCCGGCUUCCCAAGAGAUUAUUCACGUCGUAAAUGAAAGUAACUUAUGUAAAAUCGAAAGCUUCCUCAAUGACACGGCAUACAGGGAAGCCAUUGAAAAUUCUUCCACUUAUAAUAGCCGACUAUGCAGGGAGCGACGUUUGCGUAUGCCAUUCCUCGAUUCUCAAACAGGUAGGGUAGCACAGAAUCAUUCUGCGCUAUUUAUGUCAGCGAGAGAAAGACUGCCUGGUUUGCUACAUGGUCAGAUAUACACAUAUCCCAGUAAGAGAUGGAGAAAAAAACGGCGACAGUAUUUGAUGCAUUAUUUGCAUCCAAAGAGAGGACCAAGAGGUGAUAUCGAGGAAGUCGGUGAGGGUGUUGAGACUAUAACUCAUGUAAAUGAUGACAGCAAAGAUUCGGUGGCACUUAAAGAUGAACAUAGUAAAGAUGCCUGGUACUAUGAUGAGCAAGACAUGUUGGAUAUAGAUACGUACGAGGAACCCGAUGCUGAAAGUGAUUACGAUUAUGAGGAAAGUUACAGUAGUAAAAGGAAAAGAAGGAAACCUCGCGGAGGUGGCCAUCAUCCUGCUCGAAAUCAUCCAUCUUCCACAGACAGUCCAGGGGGCAAACGUACUAAGGGUGGGGGACGUGGGCGCAAAAAAACCAACUAUGACGCUGUUGACACUGAUAAGCCAUUCGUUUGUGACCUAUGCAGCGCACGGUAUAAAACCAGACCUGGUCUGGUCUACCAUUACGGUCAUUCCCACUCUACUUCCUCCGGUGAUCCUGCAAAGGAACUAAGUCCCAGUCCUGCCGAAGUUGAACCUAGGAGCGUUGCAGACACCGCUGCUUCGAACCAGCCAGGUGGUACGCGUCGAGGUCGUCAGAAUGCAACUUCGUCGAGCACGUCGAGCCCGUCGCCCGCGACGCCCUCGGCGUCGGUAGCGGGCGCGUCCUCGACGCAACCCUCGCCGCAGCCGCAGCAGCCGCAGCCGCCGCAGCAGCCACCUCAGCAGCAGCCUGCUACGCAGCAGCAGCAACAGCAGCAGCAGCCGCCGUCGUCACAGCAGCAGCAAUUGUCGGCUUCGCAGACGGCGGUUGCUCCGGCGUCGCCGAUACCAAACGUCAAGGAGGAACACCUGCCAGCGGUCUCGUCGCCCGGGACCGCCGUCCCGUCUCCGUCUUCGAGGCCGGAGGGCCCGCCGACCCCCGGGGCGAACGAAAAAAAAGCUGGCAAGUCAGCGCAACCGUCCCCGUACUGUGACUUCUGCCUGGGCGAUGCUAGGGAAAAUAAAAAGACCGGCGGCUCCGAAGAGUUGGUCUCAUGCAGUGAUUGCGGUCGCUCAGGGCAUCCGACUUGUUUGCAAUUCACUGCGAACAUGAUCGUUUCUGUUCGCAAGUACAGGUGGCAAUGUAUCGAAUGCAAAUGCUGUUCCAUUUGUGGCACUUCUGACAACGAUGAUCAGCUGCUGUUCUGUGACGACUGUGAUCGUGGGUACCACAUGUAUUGUCUGUCUCCACCUCUCGCAUCUCCUCCCGAAGGGUCCUGGUCUUGCCGUCUGUGCAUAGCAGAGUUUCAUCACCGUGAUUAAAAAAAAAAAAAAGAGAAAUGAAACAAUCUUUUUGUCUCGUAGAUAAGUGACGGAUUUUAUCCAAUAUGCUGUGGUGCAGUGGCCGUUUUCGAAUUAGGAGAGUAUUCGAAGCUCGCGUAUCUCUUAUGAUAAAUAGUAUUACGAUAGAUGCGGAUGGUACUUUCAAUCGUCGAGGAAGCAUCCUUUUUUUUAAUCUAAGAAUAUCUAUAAUAACAUUGGCAGCGCCAAUUUUGGCAGCACUAAUUAUACGUUUCUUUCUUCUUCUUUUUUAAUUUAAGUUCCAUUAACUGGGAUCGAUCGAUGGGAAAACGGGAAAAAUUGUCCCGUCGGGAGUUGGGAAAUAGUAAAGGAUAGGAAGAUUUUGAAUAAGUUUUUUACUUCACUGUUUUUCCAGUCGCGAGUCCCUUAAAUAAGAAAAAUAACAUAAAGUAUUUGUAGUUUAUCGUGCUACGUUAGAUUAUCUCAGGCAUUGGUGAUCUCAGAGAACUAUGAUAAUUACGUAUUUAUAAUUUUAACCAGCUAGCGUUUAUCAGUAGACGUACGAUGUGCUCGAAGAGCCGCGUUAAUAGGCGAGCAUUCUCUUUCAAGCGUGCCGUUAAAGUUAAUGGGAAAUAAAUGGGAUAAUCCUAGUUCAAGGACUCUGACAUCAAACGUCGUCGCAUCUUUACAUGGACGCAGAAAGAUCGGCAUCCAUUUAUUAUUUCAAAAUUAAAGAGACGCGAGUCGCGUUCUCUACGGUAAUUACAUUAUUAAUAUGAAGUUUUAAAGAAACCGUAAUUCAACGAUUUGUAACAUUGACAAAUACUCUCCUAGUUCCCCGGGCCGGUAUUAUUUUUAGCCAUUGACAUUCGAAGUUCGGUUGCUUUUACAAUUUGCGGAACUGCUUUACACUUUUAAACGAGAUCUCAAAUUUUUCAUAAACUCUAGCCGCCUGCGGCGUCGCCGUGGCUCGGUCCGAAGAGCCGAGCCUCGCGAACGAGACGGAAGCAGCAACAAGAGAAUAGAGGAAUAAUUGAUAUUCUAGGAAGAACACGAUAUUUAAAUAGCAUCUGUUUCAUAAAUAGCGAUAAAUAGAACACUGUCUGUUUAUCUGUACUGUAUCAUGAUACUAAAAGCUUUUACACUUAACGACACAGCCAUUAGUAGCGGUAUAGCUAAACGAACGAUACGAAACUUGUGCGGUGGUACCACAGAAGAAAAAUUAUAUUCUAUACGUCAUUUUAUUAAUUGUUAGCUCAGUAUUUUUAUAUUUUAUACAUUGAAUGUACUUAAUUUAAGAUUAUACCACGGUGAUAUUUGGUAUUCGUCGAUGUAACGCGUUCUCAUUAAUUCUUUUCCUUCAUUCUAUUCUACUUUUUCUUUUUUUUUUUUAAAUUCGGUAAUUUUAAGGUCGCUUACCCGUUGUGGAAUUGCGUGCUAGGUAGAUAGAACGAAAUUAGUCUAUAAACAAAUUCUUUUCCUCUCGAGUUCGAAACGGAUUUACGUUUUAUAUCGCUUAUUUUUAACACACUGUAUGCAAAUCUGAAUAAACACCAGUAUACAACUGAA